Molecule: messenger RNA, 1284 nt
Organism: Caenorhabditis remanei
Lineage: Eukaryota; Metazoa; Nematoda; Chromadorea; Rhabditida; Rhabditidae
Exons: 9
Coding region: 1-1284 (427 amino acids)
Biological process (GO): innate immune response
Source: RefSeq, a predicted model, not a curated record
AUGACCAUCAAAUUUCAAAAAUUGGUCACUUAUUUACCGUCCGUGGGAACCGGAACACCUUUAAAAGAAGAGAAAUUUCCGAUUGAGAACGAAGACGCUCAAGCCUUCCUUCUCAUCUUCUGCCUGGCAUCCUCCAUUUGUUAUCCUGUUUUUGGAAAACGUUGUCGCUGUAAUACGACACCGAAACCCUAUACUAACACUCAAACCUUCCUUCUCAUCAUCGGCAUCUCCAUUUCUUAUCCUGACUUUGGAAGACGUUGCCGAUGUAAACCGACACCGAAACCGACGCCGAUAUCGACGCCAAAACCUACGCCAAAACCGACGCCGAAGCCCUCCACUCACAAUCCACCCGCCGCAUGUCGUCCUCAUCAGAACAACACAGUUUUAUUCGCGUAUUCAACUGAUAUCGACUAUUAUACAUAUUAUCGGGAAAUCGCUUCUAUGGUCUAUAUUUUUAAUAAGUAUAAAACAAUGGCAACCGUUCGAUUCGAUACAAAAGUGGAAGAGGAGAUCGAGUAUCACACGGACAAAAAGAGUUUGAAUGCUUCUCUAUGGGCCCAUCUAUCGGAUCCAUCAUUUGGUUAUAGAGAUAAAACUAGUGGAAGUAACCUGUACAAUGUGUUGAAGAAGUUUCUCAAUAAUGGGAAAGUUUCAUUAUGCGGAGCUCAAGUGUAUGUAUUAGUUAAACGGUAUCCAGAUGAAUCUGAUGUAUCCGACAUAAUCACCCAACUACGAUCCAAUCAUGUGAUGGUGUUCAUUGUUGUCGACAGUGUCCCAUCGGGCGGUUCCAAUUCUGCAACACUCUACGAAAUGGCAUAUCAAACCAAUGGAUACUGUGCUUUUGCCACCUUCAAGGAUCUUCCAUAUGUUUUUCACUGGAUGAUCUGGUUACUUGAUAGUCCUUACCAAUUCAUUGCUCAAAAUUUUGUGGUUUCUGGAUCGGGUCGAAUCGAAACACCGGCAUUCAAAACUCCAAAACCACCUGGUAGAAGAGAUUCGUGUCCAUAUGCAAUAACUGUCCAAAACCACACACUAGACAAUUCAUUUGUAUCGAUGAGCUAUACAAUUGAGAGUACUGAUGGAUCUUAUGCUUACAACUAUUCGAGUAGAGAAUCACAUUCUCUCUAUGGAACUGCACGAUCAUAUUGGGUGUUUUUAAACGGAUCCCUUUCUUACAAAUGGACAAUUGACUAUCAUUAUAACACUGAUGCACCACAAAUCAUACAGCUAAGAAUGUACAGUAAAUAUUAUCACGACUUUCUUCCACUGCCAGAUUUCAAAUGA